AUGUCCUGGGUCAAGCGGCGGGCUGGUCCCCUGAUCGUCCUCGGAACAUCUGCAGCUGGCGGCGCUGCGUAUCGCUUCUUCGGUCCCUCGAAAUCGUCCGAUGCGUCGCUCAACCCUCACACGUUCACGCCGUACACACUCGUCGACAAACAACCUGUAUCCUCAACCAACGCUAUAUUCACGUUACGAAAUGCCAAUGGCGCACCAGACUCACAGAGUGUGAAGGAGGUGGAGAAGCGCAGCGUGUGGAGCGUGCAAGUAAAGCAGCCGCAAUUGCAGAUUGCACGCGCCUACACACCACUGCCUCAUACGACCGAUGGCAGGAAGGACGAAAAUGCACCUCAGGACAUGAGGCUUUUGAUACGACAAGAAACUGGAGGAGAGGUGUCAACAUAUUUGCACAGAUUGCCAGAGAAAGCAACAAUAGAACUUCGCGGCCCAAACGCUGAGUUUGAGUUGCCUCGCAAUGUCAAGGAGGUCAUAUUCCUGGCAGGAGGGACAGGCAUCGCACCGGCUAUGCAGGUUGCGCAGGCUCUGAGCAGGAGAACAGGCAGUAAAAUGCAUAUCUUGUGGGCAAACAGGCGGCGAGAAGAAUGUAUAGGCGGUGUCAGCGACGACCAAGGAACCCCGAGCACCUCACAAAAUCGGUUGGGGUGGUGGAAGAGCGUUCUCAUUGGCUCCAGCGAGACUGCGACGUUGGUUGGGCUCUCGAAAGACGACCCAACUGAAAGUGAAACACCUCAGGACAAAGGCCUCAUUGUGAAAGAGCUGGACGCGCUCAAGGCGAACAACACGGUUGCAACACAUGGGUUGAAGGUUCAAUAUUAUGUCGACGAAGAGAAGAGUUUUAUCCAACCCGACGACGUCACAAAGAGGAUGGCUAGCACAUCGCAAGAGAAGGGAUCGAAACUCAUCAUAGUUUCUGGUCCUGAUGGCUUUAUCGAACAUUGGGCUGGCAGGAAACUUUGGGCUGAUGGCCGGGAAGUCCAAGGCCCACUUGGAGGUGUGUUAAAAGGAAUAGAUCUAGGGGACUGGAAGGUCUUCAAGCUGUAA
Molecule: messenger RNA, 1053 nt
Organism: Macroventuria anomochaeta
Lineage: Eukaryota; Fungi; Ascomycota; Dothideomycetes; Pleosporales; Didymellaceae
Exons: 1
Coding region: 1-1053 (350 amino acids)
Molecular function (GO): oxidoreductase activity
Source: RefSeq, a predicted model, not a curated record